Messenger RNA from Varanus komodoensis (Komodo dragon), 7716 nucleotides. It is a transcript of the gene DPY19L1, whose product is annotated as dpy-19 like C-mannosyltransferase 1. The record is from RefSeq and is a predicted model, not a curated record. Lineage: Eukaryota; Metazoa; Chordata; Lepidosauria; Squamata; Varanidae. Gene Ontology annotation, molecular function: mannosyltransferase activity. Bases 204 to 2324 code for a protein of 706 amino acids. The transcript has 23 exons. Gene Ontology annotation, cellular component: nuclear inner membrane.
CUUUUCCUCCCCCGCCGCCGCCGCCGCCACCUCAGGAAGCGAAGCAGCAGCAGCAGGGCCCGAGCGGGGACGGCGAGCUGGAGCCCAGCCCCAGCCGAGCAGCGCCCGCCGACAACGAGCCGCCCUCCCCGCUCCCUUUCUUCCGCGGGCUGCAACGGUCGCUGGGGAGGCAGCUUCCUGGCGGGGCUUCCGCCUACCCGGCGAUGAAGAGGGGAGGGACUGGCAGGAAAGGGGCCAAGAGCGACAACCAGAGGCAGGAGAAGCGAGACCGCUUGGCCCACGAGCUGGGCGAUUGGCAGAACUGGCUUAGCGCCACUCUGAAAGAAACAGGGAACUUCAUCACAAGAGCAGAUCGCAAGAUAUGGCUUACCCUCAUAAUGGCUACUGUUGCAGGAAUCCUUCACUGGUAUCAUAUAAAAACACUCUUUGAAAAUGACCGUCACUUUUCUCAUCUCUCAACUCUGGAAAGGGAAAUGGCUUUCCGAACUGAAAUGGGUCUUUAUUAUUCCUAUUUUAAGACCAUCAUUGAGGCACCAUCCUUUUAUAGUGGAGUCUGGAUGAUUAUGAAUGAUAAGCUGACUGAGUAUCCACUUGUAAUCAAUACGCUGAAAAGGUUUAAUCUCUACCCAGAGGUUGUGUUAGCCAGUUGGUACCGCAUAUACACAGGGACAAUGAAUGCCUUUGGUAUUCAGACACAGAAAUGUUGGAGUGUGAAUAGGGGAGAAGGUCUCAGCCCUGUUGAAAGCUGUGAAGGACUGGGAGAUCCUGCUUCUUUUUAUGUGGCUAUGAUAUUUCUUCUGAAUGGAUUAAUGGUGUCAGUGUUUUUCCUAUAUGGCACAUACCUAAGUGGUAACAUAUUUGGUGGGCUACUUACAGUAGCAUGCUUCUUUUUCAACCAUGGUGAGAGUACUCGUGUGAUGUGGACUCCCCCUCUUCGUGAAAGCUUCUCAUAUCCUUUCCUUGUGAUUCAGAUGUUAUUACUAAGCUACAUUCUAAGGACUCAGAAGGUUAAUAGAAGAAGCCUGAUUGCACUAUCUGUUUCUAAUGUUUUUUUCAUGCUUCCAUGGCAGUUUGCUCAGUUUGUCCUUCUAACUCAGGUGGCAACGGUUUUUGGUUUAUAUAUAUUAGGAUUCAUUGAUUCAUCUAAACUACAGAAGAUACUUUUUGCGCAUAUGGCAUCACUUGCAGUAUGUUUUGUCCUUAUGUUUGGAAACUCUAUGUUGCUGACAUCCUAUUAUGCUGCCUCUUUGGUAGUUAGUUGGGGUAUUCUUGAAAUGGGUCCUAAAUACCUGAAAGUGCGUGGAAAAAGUGUUCCUCUGUGGGCCAUUGAAGGAUUUUCUUGUCUUUUUGGGACAAUUACUUUGAAAUCUUUAAUGUGUAUAAUAUUUGGAAUAUCGGAUGAUGCUCAUAUAAGCAAUUUGUUAAAAGCAAAACUUACUGGUUAUAAGGAUUUUGAUACAUCAAUGUAUACUUGUGCUGUGGAAUUUGAUUUCAUGGAAAAAGAGACUCCAGUAAGGUACAUGAAGACGCUACUGCUUCCAGUAGUUCUUGUUGUUUUUUCUGUAAUUGUUGUAAAGGCAUUUAAACACAUUGUAUAUCACAAGAAAUCCACAGAAAGACAGGAGGAUCAUUUUAAUCAUGGAGAGAUAGUGUACCAUGCACUGCAGCUUAUCUUUUUUGCUGUUCUUGCUAUUUUAAUUAUGAGACUAAAGCUGUUUUUGACACCUCAUAUGUGCAUCAUGGCAUCCUUGAUAUGUUCAAAACAACUAUUUGGAUGGGUCUUUCACAAAAUCCAGCCUGGAACACUUGUCCUUGCAAUUUUAGCAAUGAUGGCAUUUGAAGGCAUAGCAAACAUUCAAAAGGAACGCAGCAUUGUGGGAGAAUUUAGCAACCUGCCUCAGGAAGAACUAUUACUGUGGAUAAAAGCAAACACCAGGCAAGAUGCUGUUUUUGCAGGUGCAAUGCCUACAAUGGCAAGUGUAAAACUGUCUGCUCUUCGACCUAUUGUGAAUCAUCCCCAUUAUGAAGAUGCAGGGCUUCGGGCAAGAACAAAAAUAGUCUAUUCCAUGUAUAGCCGAAAACCAGCAAAAGAAGUUAAAAGGGCAUUGCUAAAGAUGGGAGUAAAUUACUACAUUUUAGAAGAUUCUUGGUGCCUAAGGAGAACUAAGCCUGGCUGUAGCAUGCCAGAAAUUUGGGAUAUAGAAGAUCUUGCCAACAUUGGAAAAGUUCCCUUAUGCAACCUCAUGAGCAAGGAUUCCCGGCCAUACUUCAGAACAGUUUUCAAGAACGAUAUAUUCAAAAUAUUAGAAGUUACCAGGGAAUGAAUCUUCUGUGCUGCAUACUUUUUGAAAAUAUAUAUUAAAGUAGUCAACUAUUUAAAAUAUCUCUCUGAAUUCUAUUUAAAGUUAACAAGAGUUUUUAGAUAAAUUUCAGCAGAUAGCUUCAUUAGACUUAGGCUGUUCUCCAGAGAACUCUGUGCUCAGGAGGUCCCCUUGUCAGUUACAGGAACUGUACCAUGUGACAUAGGCUCUGUCUCCUUCCAUAUAAUAUGGUAUAGUCCCACAUACUCAUUCAGGGCUACUUCACUGGAUCAAGGACUUAGAUUGUGAGUUCAGCUGUAUUUAUUUGCAAAUACAUUGAAAUAAAUGAGAAUGACUUCAGAAUAAAUGUGGAGAACUGAAAUAAUAGUAUGUUAAGAGACCAACAUGCUGACUGGAGUACUGGACUUGUAAAAUGAGGAAAUUUAAAAUAUUCUGUCUCAAACUUGAUUAUUUCUAUUUCUGGAUCAGUUUUUUAAAAUUUGCUAUGCAAAUGUGUAUGCAUUUAAACACUUCUUAAUAAUACUGAAUAAUACUGAUCCAAAACAAGUGAACAAAACUAGCUGUAAAAAAAGAGUACCAGAUUUCAAUUCAGUGAAGUUGUAGAGACCAAUGAUCAUUUCCGGCGAUGUCAGUGCAUCUUUAAACCCUGAAUAGCUAAUAAUUAACAAAUGGUAGUAUGGUAUUUAAGAUUCCAUACACUAGUCAUCACAAUAUAUUGCUAACUGACUUCUCCAGCAUGCUUCCCAUAAUGCACAUUUUAUGAAUCUGUAUAGUUUUGUAAAGAGAUAGGAUAGAGGAAACUAUCCAAUUUAUGUGCAAGUAGUUGUUUGUUUUAUCAAAACAAUUUGAUAGUUUAAUGACAUCUUAGAUCUAGGUCAUAUAUUCAAACUUUUGUUCUACAUGGAAAUUAUUUUAGAUAACUUUAGAUAAAGAAUGUGCAGAAUACACAUUCUUUAAUUUUACUUUGUAAAUAUUUGCUAAAAUGAAUCCUAUUUGCAGUAAGCAGUAUUUUUGGUACUAACUGUUGAAAUGUUUUGAAAUCACCUUGGUAGACAAAACUGACCAAUUUUGCACACAUGAUGCUUUAGCAAGGAAAAUAUUUUCUGGAAGGUCUUUUUAUUGUUUGGCCUUAAUGCAGAAAUAGAAGGUAUUUUUGCCCUUCUUGUAGAAAGAGAGUCUAAAUUAUGAGCAUUUGUUCCCUGAGAGCUAAAAUGUAACCACCAGAGCAGUAAUGAAUUCAAAAAGGCUUGUUUCAUUUUCUUCUCUAUCUUGGAGCAAAAUUAAUUCAUGUAACAGGCAAAUCUGUAGAUUGGUAAAUAUUAAUUAACUAUUAUCCGUAUUUGCUUUUCCACAUUUCUAAAACAACAAAAUCCCUAAUUUCUGUCUUCUGUUGAUAAUGCAUAGGUCAUUGUUAUUUAGUAUCUUGUUUGGUAGAACAAAGUGUUGUGGUCUGCAGAAAUGGCAAUAUAUAUGAUCUGUUUGCAAAAGAUAAAUUUUUGCAAGCCAUGUAGACAGAAACCAUACUUUUUCCAGCCACCUGCUGAUUUUUAAUUUCUAUUUUACACUUAAAGCUUUGUUUGCAACUAGCAGUAGCAAAUUAUCCAUGGAGAAACAUAGUUUAUUGUUGUGAGCCAUGUUGCCUCCCUCUGACAAACAGAAGCCUGAAGCUGCUGCUUUUGCAUAAUACUCUUCAUUGUUUCUACGUACAAAUCAUUCAGCCAAGUCUCUGAGCAUGCACAAAGCAGCUUGAUCGCAGUUUGGCGAUUAUCACCCAAAGCUCCCCUCAUGAACCCUUUUGUGUUCCACCCCAGGAGCGAGGCGCACUGUGAAAAUGGGCAUUACUGCUCUUGUGCCUCUAAUUGGACUUCCCUCUGGUGAUGGCAUUGAGACAAUAGGUCUACCUCCUCAAGUGACAGGUUCUCCAUUGGAGGAACUCCCCAUGUCAACAUGCCCUUCUUCAGGCUGAACUCUCCAACAUUUCUGGGGCUAAUCUUUCCCACUGUUGCAUCCUGUUGGGUCCGAGGACCUUGAACAAUUCUCUGCUGCAACUGAAUCAGCAAAAUCAGUGUGGCUUACUUCCCAGGGGAACACUUGCCAGAGCCUGCCAUUACGCUUAUUCACAACAUCGCUGCCCUUUCCAUGGGGACCCCUCCUGGGUGACCAAAGCCACAGCCUGCUGGAUUUAUGGGGAAACCUGGAAUGGAACUGCUCAGUCAAAGCAGGUGUGCAAAGAUUGUCUGUGUACUCCCAAGUCCACUCCUCAGAUCCAAACCCCUUCCAGACAAUCGCAUACUGCCACUGUCCACAAUGAAAGCACAAGUUCAAAAUGUCCUGAAUCUCAAAGUCCUCCUCCCCUGCCUGCCCCACAAGGAGAUGAGGAGGUAGAGGUGCUUUUUGAGAACUCAGAGGGUAAUCAGUCAUGGUGGGGGACAAAAGGGAAUGGUGAAAUACAGGGUGGAUUUUCAGGGGUGGGGGCAUCAACAGUUUAAAAGUUUAAAUGAUUAAUUUGUGCUACAGUCUGAAAGGGCCAGCACAGCAAGCUGCCAGUUUCUUAAUGGAAGCAAAUAGGAAUAUACAUUCAGUAGAAAAUUAUAUGCAAUCUUCCACAAGCAUGUCCAUUCCUUCCUUGCAGUGAGCAUCUACUACUCUCUUGUAGCCAGGUUUAGUCCAGUCUAAUGGCUCCUUAAGGGGGACAUGUCCAGUGUGUAGUUUCUGCAAGAAGUCUGCUGCCACCAACCUCUGAGGCAACAGUAGGUUCAACUGGGGGUCAUUUGGCACACUGGCAAGCUGUGCAGAAGUGGACAAAGGUCUCAACAUUCUGGUGCAUGUAUCUCCACCAGAAACUGUGAAACUAUGUGCACAGUUUUGUAAAUCCCAAAGUUUUCAGGCAAAAGGAGCGGUAUGACAAUAGGGUAGCACCCAUUUCCUUUGGAAAGAAGAAACAAAGGCAGUGCCAUCUAUAUAAUAAACCAUCCCUUGAAGGGAAGUCUGGGGCCUAGCUCUGCACUAUCCAGUUCUUUACAAAUACAAAAACAUCCUCCUGUUGAACCUGGUGGAUGCUAUCCAGCCAGGGACAGGCAGGGGUGCCACUAGCCAGAGCCUCAGUAUCAAGGGGAAUAGUAGGAUUCUGCGGGACGGAACUGGCUACUAUGAGCUUGGGAAUAAAACUACAAUGCUGGAAACAUUGGGUAGAAGGAAAAGUUAUGGUACCAUCAGUCCAGGAAAUUUGAGGCUUGUGUUUCACCCGCUGGUCCAUGUCCAACACAGUAGCAUGUGAUAAAUGAUGAGUGUGAGCUAUUCUGCAUGAUUCCCAGUGUGUAGAGUCUGGGAGCCCACUGUUGCAGCAAAGCAAUGCAGUCUUGCAAGAUUGAAAUUCAAGAAGGAGGCUGUAGCUGCACUGUUAAGAAGUGCAGGGGCAUGCAGCUCAAGCCCCUCUGGUGUCUGGAGAGUGACUUUCAAAACCAAAGGAGUAGAAGGUGGUAAUUUCUGAGUGGGAGAGGGUACACCUGUGUUGUGUCUGCAACAGUCCCAAGUUCACAGUACUUGAAACAUGGCGAUUUCCAUUUUUGGGAGGCGAAGUUGCAUUGCUCCUGGCUUCAUAGGUUCAGGUUCUAGGGUUUUGAGGAGAAGGAGAAGCAAUGGGGCAUGAAAAGAGCUGGUACUGGAGGGAAAGCUGGACUAGACAGGAGUGGAGCUGUCAGUGGCAGGAAGCAAUGACUUUUGAGUAUGUGCACCAGCCAGCACUUUUCAAGCUGGCUGUCAAUUUGGAGGCAAAGUUGAAUAAGGUGGUUAAGAUCCUCGGCCCAAUUAGUUCAUGCAAAUAUAUCUAACAUUUCAUCCUGCCCUGUAUUGUGCCAUGUAAGCUGCAUUGCUCCAAUAUAAACUAUAUUUGCAACUGGAGCCAGGUGGAAUACUCAGUGACUGUUUUCCAUGACAAAGACAUCAAAUUUCCUGGGUGGUAACCUCUUGUCACAGUGCAUCCCCAAAAAAUCCUCCCAUGGCCAUGAUGAUUCCCUGUAGUUAUCUAAGAGGAGAUUGUGGGCAAUAACCCAUUUUUCCAUCAGGAGACUUAUUGCAAAUCCCACUCUAAUUUGAUCUGUGGAGAAAUCCUCUGGUCAUAUUUGCAUAUACAGUUCACGUUGAGCCCAGAAUGUGGGGAACUGGUCUGAUUCCUGUCAAAUUUGGCCAGAGAAUCUAAGGAACACCUUCUUCAUGGCAGAGUGGGGGGGGGGGGGGAGAGUGCCAAAAUGGGCAAGCGUGGCUGCCUGAAGAGCCGCAUUGGCUACCUGUAGUUGUGCCAAUUGAUCCCACAGAGCUUGGAACUCUGCUGCCUCCACUGCUUCUUCCAUGAUUCUCUUUGAGAGUUGUGGAGGGGAGAGAGAAUUGGCUGGCAAAGGAGGAAGGAACAAGUUGAGACUAGGGACAAAGUGUUGAGAGCUGCGUUGCCUUCUUCUGACAAACACAAGCCUCGAACUGCUACUUUUGCAUAGCACUCUUUAUUGUUUCUACAUCUAAAUUAUCUAACCAAGUCUCUGAGCAUGCGCAAAGCAGCUUGUUGACCCCAGUCUGGUGAUUAUUACCCAAAACUCCCCUUACAAACCUGUCUGUGUCCUGCCCUAGGAGGAGGCAUGCUGUGAAACUGGGCAUACCUCUCAUUGUACCUCUAACUGAGCGUAGAGCAGGGCCAUAUCAAGUGGCAGGGGUUCUCCACUGGAGGAGCUCUCCAUGCUAACAUCUUUUCCCUCAGGCUGGGGCUCUCCAACAUUCCCCGGGUCAGGUUGAUCUGUUUCCCCACCUGCCCUUGAGCUAAUCUCUCCCACUGCUAUGUCCUGCUGGGUCCCAGGACCUUGAACUGCUGUUCAAUCGCAUUGAAAUGAACAGUUUCUUCUGACUCUGAAUCAGCAAAAUUUGUGCAGCUCACGUCCCUUGGGUACACUUGCCAGAGCCUGCCAUUGUGCUUGCUCACAAACAGCUGGUUUAAAUAGAGGUGGGCAGAUUAGUCAAGAAGUGGGCAAACUGCAAAAUUUCUGAUGUAAUUCAGUUGCAAUUCCCAUAAUUUCUGACCAUGCUAGUGGUUAUGAUUGGUGUUGGAUGAGAGUCCAACAACUGGAGGCCACACUGCUAGGUUUAUUUUACUUUGGUGUUCUUCCACCUUGUUAAGAAAGUAAGGAGUGACCAAAAAAUCAAUUUAAAAUUAGAAAUCAUACUGUGUUCCCAAUUUGUGAGACUGGAUGACUGAUGAGUAUUGGGUAGUAGAAAAUAAUCAUUUUCAACUACUGCAGAAACAGGGAAUUGGUGUCUUAUUUUAUAAUUAUAUUGUAGCACAAUAUAGUGUAUUUUUAUGGAUUUUAUGCUAAUUGUUGAUGUUUGUGGUUAAAUAAAAGCUUUGUUCAUA